Salpingoeca rosetta is the source of this 4709-nucleotide messenger RNA. Its product is annotated as winged helix protein CWH-5. The coding region runs from base 468 to 3947 and encodes 1159 amino acids. NCBI's taxonomy places the organism in Eukaryota, Choanoflagellata, Craspedida, Salpingoecidae. The transcript is spliced from 6 exons. Gene Ontology annotation, molecular function: DNA-binding transcription factor activity, RNA polymerase II-specific; protein binding; RNA polymerase II cis-regulatory region sequence-specific DNA binding. The record is from RefSeq and is a predicted model, not a curated record. Gene Ontology annotation, biological process: regulation of transcription by RNA polymerase II.
ACACACGCUUGCACACGCAACAGCCCUUGCCUAGCCAUUCCAGCAAGCGCCACCAACAACAGCACGCCGCUUUCUCUUUGUGUGUGUGCCAGCCACGCCGCCUCCUCGCUGCACCGCUCUCCUUCUUCUCUGCCCUUCUUGCUUGUCAACUGCGGUUGCCGUUUCCACCCCUUGUGUGCUCGGUGACCCAUCGCCUGCGUGUGCACACGUCGUGUGUGUGCGAGUGAACGUGUGUGUGGACGAACGCAACCCCUCCCCCUCCAUCUUUCACCCAAGCACAGACAGCCAAGGCACCCAAGGAAAGGAUCCGUCAAGUCACAUCACGCGAACCAACCAACCAAAGGAACCCACAACAAAUCAACGUCCUUUUCCCACCUCUCUUUGUCUCUCUCUCUGUCUCUGCCUCUGUCUCUGCCUCUCUCUCUCUCUCUGUCUCUCAACCCAUCUCGGGAUCCGUCGCUCGCGCCAUGCCCACGGACGAGCGUGGCCGCGGCCCUGCAAGUGCAGCGGGCAUGGGCGAUCCGUCCACGGUUCGUGCCUACGCCAAGCUGCAGGGUGAGGACUUUACCUACUACAUCCAGACCUUGAGUGUGACGCUGGGCCGCUACACGCCCACGAAUCGCGUGGACAUCAACCUCGGCACCUCGAGCGCCAUCUCGCGCCUCCACGCCAAGAUCGAGUACAACUUCAACCUGCAGCAGUUUGUGCUGUUCCCCUUGGGCAAGAACGGCGUCUACAUCAACGGCGACCUCUACAAGCGUGACACCGCUUUCGCCCUCCAAUCAAGAACCGCCAUUCAGAUUGGCGAUGUGUGCUUUUACUUCUUGCUCCCUGUGGGGCCCGACUCGCAGACAAUGCCACCAGCACCGCAGGCGCCGCAGCUGCACCUCGAGCAGCCCCCAUCCCCAGGCAUUGCCGCAAACACCAUGACGCAACCGUGUUCCUACCUGGCGACACGCGACAACUCGCAAUGUACAAGUCCAACACCACAACAGCAGCAGAACGCCCGCUCCCGUAACUUCUUCACGCAGGCCUUGUCUGACCGCCUUGGCAAGUUGAAGGAGCGAGCACGGCGGUCGCGACGCGGCGGGCACACGGGUCGGGUCGGCUCCACGGGCUCAACAGGCGCUGGCGGUGCGCGCCGCCGCAGUCUUGGGCGCCUUGGGCGUCGCAAGAGCGCAAGCACGGAGGACGUGUUCUCCGCAGCGUCAGCAGCGACCGGCAGUGGACAGGGCGUCCAGUUUUCCGCCUUGCCCCGCGUGGAAGGAGGUGGUGAUGCCGACGACGACGCACACGCACACGCGCGCGCGCACGCCAGCGGGCCUGGUGAUGCCACUGCAUCCAUGCUGGUGCGGCAAGGCGCAGCAAUGGGCGUGGGCGUGGUGAUGGACGACGACGCACAUGAUUUGCCUGCAGGCAGCCAGCGCGCUCCACUCCCAGGCGCAAACCAAAGCAACGACAGCAACAGCAGCAGCGGCAGUGGGGCCGAUGGCGGUGACGGCCGCAUGCUGGGAACAGGCGUUGUGCCCAACGAGGAGGUGAUGGGUGCUGCUACCACAAUGGCCAGUCUUGCCGCCGCCGCCACGCACGCGCACGGGGCUGCGAUGAUGGACGUUGGUGACGAGGACGGCAACUCGGGUGCGGGCACGGCAUUGAAACACCAACGACAGGGCGGCGCAUCGACAGGUGCUCGGGCCGCCAAUGCGGGUGCAACUGCAACAGCCGGUAAACGACAGCGGCGGCAGUCACGCCACAAGCAGCAGCAGCAACAGCAAAUGCAGCAGAUGCAGCAGAUGCAGUACUCUUAUCAGCAGCAGCAGGUGUACACGCAAGCGCAGGCGCAGCAACACCAUGCUGCUGCUCUGCAACUGCAUGCAUACGCACAACAACAGCAUCAACAGCAACAGCAGCAGCAACAGCAACUGGAGUUUGAACAACGGCAGAAGCAGAAGCAGGAGCAGCAGCAGCGAGCGAAGGAUCCCUGGUGCACCGAUCCAACCAUCAAGCCGCCAUACUCCUACGCCGUCAUGAUUGCACAGGCCAUUCAUAAGCACCCGGAGCGGCGGCAGACGCUGGCUGGCAUUUACAAGUACAUCAUGGACUCAUAUCCCUACUUUGCAACACAGGACCCAACGGGCUGGCAGAAUUCCAUUCGCCACAACCUGUCGCUCAACAAAAACUUUGUGCGCGUGACACGUGGCCCAAACGAGCCUGGCAAGGGCGCGUUUUGGAUCAUCGAGCCUACCAUGUAUGAUGACAUUGUCAAGGACCUCUUCAAACGCAAGUCCAGAGGCCCCAAGAGCAAAUCCCGCCCAAAGAAGGCAUCAAAGAAGAAAGCGCCGCGCAAGUUGUCGCGAUCGGAAGCACAAAGCGCUCGUGACAGUGCGGGCCCCAGCCCCUCAAAGACGGUGGCACAGAGCCUUGCACACAUGCGCGUAGGCCAAAAUAGCAGCGGCAGCGGCGGUGUUGGUGGCAAUGGUGGUGGUGGUGGUGGUGGUGGCAACACAUUUGCCACACACUCGACGAAUAGCAGUCAUGCCACUGCAAGUCAGAGUACCAGUGGUGGUCGUGCCGCCAAUGGAUUGCCUUCAAGCACAAUGGGAAGCGGUGGUGGGACGACGACGACGACGAUGAUGAUGCCGGCAACAGCGACGACGGCGGCGAGCGUGGCCACGUCGCAAAUGAUGAGUGGCGUUGGCUUCAACGGAUAUGCCAUCAACCCGACUGGCCUCGCCACACACACGACGCUGCCUUCGUCCUCAUCUGCAGGGCACACGUCGACAACAGCGACAUCAGCACACUCCCUGCCCAUGAUGAGUGGCCUCUCGUAUCGCAUCACUGGUGCGCAGGAUAUCAUCACCACCGCUGCCCCGCCCUCCACCGCCACCUCCACCGCCACCACAUCUGCCAACAGCUUUGCUGUGGGUGCUGCACAGAUGCAGCUGCACACGGCGCAGCACCCUGGAUUGCCGCACUUUGGCAUGGUGGCUGCAACAGCAUCGUCGCCUGCGUCCGCAAUGGCAACACCAUCAACCAACACGUCGGCACCGACGCCAACGUCAAGCAGCUACCACCACCACCAGCAACAUCAGCGUGCAUCCACGCCUGGCAGCGGCAGCAGCGCCGCGCGCGGGUGGGAUGCGCAGAUGCUGCUCAUGCCGCAGGGCCCUGCGUCCACCAUCACGACACCUCCACCAGGCAUGAUGACCGAUGCGGGUCUUCUACACGGCACGACGAGCGGGCCCAACACGGCGCUGGGCACGGGCAGCAACACCCCAGCAGGACAACAGACGCCAACACACCUCGGCGGCGUUGUUGGCGGUGGCAGUAGUGGGAUGCUUGGACUGCCGCGAAUGGGCACGUUUUCGACGCCGUCACCGCUGCCAACGGGCUCGAUGGAGGGCGUGACGUUUGCACGCGCACAGACGCCUUCAGCAGCGCUGUCGACAGGUCCACCAGCACCACAACAACACCACCACCACCAACAACACUACCAACAUCAACAUCAGCAGCACCAUCAACAGCAGCAGCACCAUCAACAGCAGCAGCGACAAGCAAGUGCAACCAACGGUGGUGGCGGUCGCGGUGGUGGGCAAGUUCUGCCACCCCAAUCGUCGCACUUUCCAUCCAUCAACACAUCGCACCAGCAGCAACCACAGCAUCAACCACAGCAGCAGCGGCAACCGUUGAUCGGGUCCGUGCAGGGUGUGGUUGGUAAUGGUACCAGCAGCAGCCGCAGCAGCCGCAGCGGUGGUGGUGGUGGUGGCGACACGCAGAAGCAACCUGCAGAUGACAAUGUCAGUGAGCAGCAGCCCCUCAUCACGCUGUCGACGGCCAGCACCACCACUGCCGCACCAGCAGCGAGUACUGCACCCACGUCGCUUGCCUACACAGUCACGUCCGCAUACAGCGCGACUACACACGACGAUAGUGGCCAGACACAAUAACGCAGAGGGUGUGUCUGUGUCUGAUCGUCCAUGUACCUGUCCGUAUGUAUGUGUGUGUAUGUGUCUGUGUAUGUCUAUGUGUCUGCGAGGUUUUGUAAACCACACCCUCAUUCACACACGCACACGCACACACUCUCUCCCUCGUGCUUGUGUACAUGCUGUUGAUGCGAGUGUGUCAGAUCUAGUUGUGUAUGUUCUUGGUGAAGCACGCGUGCCGGUGCUUUGUCCGCGUUGCUGCUGUUGACCACGUGGUGGCCGUUCGUUUCUAUUUGUCGCCCGCCUCCUUGGUGUGCUUUCGCUUGCACUGUGUAUUUGCACUGUGAACGUGCUGUCGUGACUGUAACUGCUCUUGAUAGUGGUUCGCGCCCUCCCCCGCCCCUUUUCUCUCAUCAUCUUCUUAUCUCUUGGUCCUUCUUCCUUCUUGCAUCGUGUGCCUGUUUGGUUUGGUGCAGGGGCUUUGACCGUGCCCCCAAUCAAUCAAUACGCAUAUACGCUCCUACCUACUCUUGCUCUCUUUCGACUUGCUUUGUGUUGGCUAGAUGUUAGCUGGUGUGUCUCUGCUGUUGCUACAACUUACGCUUCCCCCCCCCCCUCUCUCUCUAAGCUUGAACCCAUGUGUGCUGUCCACCUUAUCUGGCAGCAGUGAUAGUGGUCUUGUUGGUGUUGUCGUUGUUUGACUUUGUUUGACGUUCUUGUUGCUCUCUGUCUUGAGGAGGGCAUGGCCAUGCCCCCUUGCUUGCUCCAUUACACGAUCCAAAGUGA